This is a messenger RNA of Rhizophagus irregularis DAOM 181602=DAOM 197198, 1416 nucleotides long. RefSeq lists its product as uncharacterized. NCBI's taxonomy places the organism in Eukaryota, Fungi, Glomeromycota, Glomeromycetes, Glomerales, Glomeraceae. The record is from RefSeq and is a predicted model, not a curated record.
AUGACUUCCAGUCAACCUGCAGGUUCCACUCAAACUGCUAACAACACUUUAACGGACACGACUAUGGAGGAGGCAUCGUCCACUUCUUCCACCCAUAUUCUUUCGCAUAAUGAAAUUGAACUUACAUCACGUGACUCACAGGAAAAUGAUAUUCACACGCAAACACCAAUCACUGAAAAUUUGACUUUUAUGGAUGAAGAUCCCAUUGAAACUAACACCGAUAAGGGGAAAGCACCGGAUACACAAACAGCCACACAAACAAACACCCCUAAUCCGUUACAAAUCACGGUGCUAACUGAUAUUUUUAAACAGACACCACAAGAUUCGGUCAAAGCACACAAAGGAUUUAUCCCCAGAGAUAGUUUCCCACUGAAACUUUCGAACAACGAAAUUAUCAAUCUAAUAAAGACGUCAUUUAUCAAAGAUAGUAAUGCUUUUAGAUUCGACGUUAACACAACAUCCACAUAUAGAUAUUUCACUAUUCACUUCAGAACACGUGACUCACUCGACCACUAUAUAGAAAAAAGUCCAGACAGCCUCAAACACGUAAAAAUUUACGAACUCACCAAUGAGGCUAUCAACACACUAAUAGAAUGUAAAUUUGCUAAUUUGGACCAGGCUGUCAUCAAAAUUAUGGAUAUACCAUACAACUACGAUACGUCCAUGCUCAUUAAACACCUUGCCGUAAAAACUGGCAGCACCAUCCUUGACCACAAGGAAAUUAAAAAACCUCCAAGGAAAAUUCCUAACCGCAACAACCACAGGCGCCCCAUUUUCAUAAAACCAGCUUACAAACAACUUAUUGUCCAAUUUAACAAACAAUCAGCAUAUGAUUAUUUCAUGAAAGAAAACUACUGGAGCCUCGAAAUCAAAAAUUUCGUAGUAAGGAUCUUACCAGGAAACCCUGACGACACUGAAUACAAAAAACGUACCAGUCACUAUUUUAAGAUUACUGGACUCCCACUCAACACCACAGCCAAGAACAUCGAACCACUCAUUAAACAUGUCUAUGGACGAACUUGCACCUUCACACAAACCACCAAACACUUGACUAUGAAAAACGCCUAUAUAUACAUCUCACCGGAUAAUUACCCAAUAGACGCGGUUAAUGGUGUCUCUUCACAAUUUGAAGGUUACAACCUCCACAUCCUACCAGGACACCUAUCAAUCAAAACGUGUAACACUUGUGGAUCACCCCUUCACGAGACAAAAGAUUGUGAUGAAAAAAAUUUCGAAACGGAUCGAUUUAAUCACAAAAUCUUUAAAAAACGAUUUAUAAAUCGUAAUGAAGAAAAAAUCACAAUCAGUGAAAACCACAAAAACAGAUAUAACCACGUCAUCACUCUUAACGCAAAUAAAAACUCAAACACAACAUCACAAACUUAUAAAUCCACCCCCAUAACCACGCAAUCAUAA